Messenger RNA from Cucumis sativus (cucumber), 1414 nucleotides. Its product is annotated as putative F-box protein At3g21120. Gene Ontology annotation, molecular function: protein binding. The coding region runs from base 304 to 1329 and encodes 341 amino acids. The record is from RefSeq and is a predicted model, not a curated record. The transcript has a single exon. Lineage: Eukaryota; Viridiplantae; Streptophyta; Magnoliopsida; Cucurbitales; Cucurbitaceae.
GCCAAUUCUAUACCAAAAAAACCCUUAUAUAAAAUAUAAUUAUCUAAAUAAAUAACUUCUCAGUUAUCUUAUGGUGUUAAAGAUCUGCAAAGAUUAUGGUAAGAUACAUUCCAAUUUUGUUACCCUAAACCUACUACUACGUAUGGGAAGAUCUGCCGUAGAAGAAGACCCAAUGAUGAAAAGAAUAAUAAAUCUUUUAACUAAAUCUCAGGUACCGGAGUUGAGCGAAAGUUUAUAAGUGUGCUUAGUUUGUUUGCUCAUAUUUCUCACCAUUCUCCAAAAAUUUUCCUUGUCUAAAUUCUAAUGCCGUCUCUCGGAAUUCUUCCCAAAGAAGUGAUGAUCGAGAUUCUCUCCCAACUUCCUCCCGAAUCUCUACUUCGUUUCAGGUGCGUUAACAAAUCCUGGAAUGCACUGAUCAAUGACUCUAAAUUCGGAGCAAAACACUACUCCAAUUCUCAACGGUGCAAACACGUUUUUCUCUGGUGUCCUCGCAUUGACACAAAGGUAAAUACCUUCUCCUUCCUCGAAUUACCCCUUUCACUCAAUUCAUCAAUGUCCUUUUUCGAUAUUGAUUUCCCAUUGAACGAGUAUUUUCGGUCGGUAGAAAUCAUUGGGCACUCUCACGGCUUAAUUUGCCUCAUUGUUCGUCAUUGGGACAUUUACCUCUGGAAUCCCUUGACUAGAGAGUUUCGUAAACUUCCACCGUCGGUUAUAGUCCAUCCUCGUGACAGGUACAAUUCGUUUAUAAAGGCAGUUGGAUUUGGGUACGAUUCAAAAUCUAUGGAUUUUAAAGUGGUUAGGUAUAUGGGUUUAGAAGAACCUGGAUUUUAUUAUACUUCCAAAGUCGAGAUUUAUGAUUUGAGCAAAGAUAAAUGGAGAGAAAUUGAAAGUCCUUUUCUUACCCAUAGAUUUUGGAAGCCUUGUUUUAAUAUGUGUCAUGAAGGAACAUGUUACUGGUGGGGGCUGAAUGAAGAAGGUAUCAAGACUCUAGAGACAUUCCACAUGAGCGAUGAGGUUUUCGGCCAAAUUCAGGUACCCAAUGAUUUCAAUGUGAUAGAUAAGUGUUUAGGGAUUUUUAAUGGAUCCAUUGUCCUGUUUCCUUAUCUAUAUAAAGGAUAUGAUAGAAUGUUCAACGUGUGGAAGAUGGAGAAAGAUGAACUCGGUGGGGUUUCAUGGUCAAAAACGACAUUGACAAUUGGGUCGGUUUUUGGAAUUGACAAGGCAUGGUUGAUUGUGAACUCCGAAGCACUUGUUAUGGAGGUCAAUGAAGGAGGAUUGAUUUUGUACAAUGAUACUAUUGCUACUACUUUUGUUAAGAGUUUGGUAUGAAGGAGGAAAUAACAUCAUUUAUGAAUUUUGAAUUAAUCACUUAGCUUUUAUACAAAAUUCUAUAAAAAUUCACUAGAUACUUUAA